This is a messenger RNA of Aegilops tauschii subsp. strangulata, 1345 nucleotides long. Its product is annotated as squamosa promoter-binding-like protein 4. Gene Ontology annotation, cellular component: nucleus. Gene Ontology annotation, molecular function: DNA binding. The record is from RefSeq and is a predicted model, not a curated record. Lineage: Eukaryota; Viridiplantae; Streptophyta; Magnoliopsida; Poales; Poaceae.
UUGCCUUUUCUAUUCCAAGUCUCUCUUCCCCCAUCUCUGCUUCUCUUCUUCUCCUGCACAGUCCACACUGUUCAUCUCCUCUUCGAUCCCCAAAUCCCAAGCUGACCAACCAAGCCCCCGCCCCGCAUGGAGUGGACGGCCCCGAAGUCCACCCCGCUCUCCCCGCCCCACCUCCUCUGGGACUGGGGCGACGCCGCCGCGCCGGGCUCCUCCGGCGAGGCGGCGGGGAGGCGCGGGAAGGAGAAGCGGGCCAGGGGGAAGGGGGCCGGCGGAGGAGGCGGAGGAGGAGGGGGCGUGAGGUGCCAGGUGGAGGGCUGCGGGGUCGAGCUCCGCGACGCGAAGGAGUACCACCGGAAGCACCGGGUCUGCGAGGCCCACACCAAGUUCCCCCGCGUCGUCGUCGCCGGCCAGGAGCGCCGCUUCUGCCAGCAGUGCAGCCGGUUCCAUGCGCUGUCGGAGUUCGACCAGAAGAAGAGGAGCUGCCGGAGGCGACUGUCCGACCACAAUGCUCGGCGCAGGAAGCCACAGCCGGACGCAUUCUCCUUUGCACCGGCAAGGCUCCCGUCGUCAUUGAUGUUUGAUGAUAGACGGCAAAUAAGUUUUGUCUGGAAUAAAGAUCCAAGCCAUGCAAGGCCUUUCCCAUGUUCUCCAUGGGACAGCCCAUCUGACUUCAAGCUCCCGCAAGUGAAGGAAAUAAGAGAAGUAUCAAUCAAUGGACAAGUUCAUUUUGAUAAAUCUCAUCUACCUAAUGCUGUUCCAGCACUGAGUCAUGACAUAGCUGAGCUGCUACCAAUGAAAGGUCCGGACGCAUCUGUAACCGCUUCGAAAUUAGGUGGAGCACCGGAUCUUCAGCAUGCUCUCUCUCUUCUGUCAGCUAGUUCUUGUGGAUUACCUGAUCCUGUACAGCAAGCAUCUUGUCUCGUCCAAUUCACUGGUGCCAGCCAAAACAGCCGGGGCCCUUCACCACAUGGAGGGAGCCCUCCGUCGGCGUCCUGUGCCGAAGGACAGCCCAUGGUGCCAUCGCCUCAGUUCGUCCGUUUCACCAUGGAUGGCGCCAGCAGUGGUUAUGAAUCUACUUUCUUCGGCGUAAACCGGAUGAAUUGAUGCGUGAAGACGCACGAGCAUCUGUACCAUUUUGGAUCUACAGCCAGGAAGAGCUUAUGCAAGAACUGCUCCUGUCAACUACUACCAGAGUGGAAAAUCUCACUGUUCAUGUUACCUAUAUACUCAUUGAUUACCUUGUUAUUUUUCCAUUGUACAACCCUGCUGCCAAUUGUUGGCUCGUUUUGAAACCAUUGUUGAUGAAUCUGGACAUGAUUUGUUUCAUAAAGUGACGACUUGUAUA